AUGAAUACUCUUCGAAGGGCAUCUCUCAGUAAGCCCGAGGAGGCUGGCAAGGCAUGGCCUGCUAUCGCCAUUGGAGCCUUUGUCGCCUUUGGUGGUGUUCUCUAUGGAUAUGAUACCGGUACCAUUUCUGGUAUCCUGGCUAUGCCAUACUGGCAGCGGCUCUUCAGCACCGGAUACAUAGAUGCCAACGGCAACCGUACUAUUACAACAGCUCAGGAGUCAGGCAUUGUCUCGAUCCUUUCUGCUGGAACCUUCUUCGGCGCUCUAUCAUCUCCGUUCAUGACUGAUUAUAUCGGUCGUCGUCCUGGUCUUAUGAUUGCUACCUGGGUUUUCAACCUGGGUGUUGCUCUUCAGACUGCUGCUACUGCUAUUCCCAUGUUCCUGGCUGGUCGAUUCUUUGCUGGAUUCGGCGUUGGUCAGAUCUCUGCUAUUAUUCCCCUCUACCAGUCCGAGACAGCACCAAAGUGGAUUCGAGGUGCCAUCGUCGGUUCAUAUCAAUGGGCCAUCACCAUCGGUCUCCUACUCGCAGCCAUUGUCAACAAUGCUACAGGUGGACGCAACGAUACAGGCUCUUACCGCAUUCCUAUCGCUGUCCAGUUUCUCUACUCCCUCAUCCUCUUCUUCGGCAUGCUCUUGCUGCCCGAGACUCCUCGAUUUCUCAUCAAGAAGGACCGCCAUGAAGAUGCCGCCCGCGCUCUUUCCAAGAUCCGCCGUCUCACACCAGAUCAUCCUGCUAUUCAGGCUGAGAUUUCUGAGGUUAGAGCCAAUCACGAGUAUGAGAAGACCCUUGGCACAGCCUCUUACCUGGAUUGCUUCAAACCUCCUAUUCUGAAGCGUCAGUUCACGGGUUGCGCUUUGCAGGCACUCCAGCAGCUCACCGGUAUCAAUUUCAUCUUCUACUACGGUACCAAGUACUUCCAAAACUCGGGUAUUUCCAGCGGUUUCGUCAUUUCCAUGAUCACAUCAGCCAUCAACGUCGCCUCAACCAUCCCUGGAAUGUACGCCAUCGAUAAAUGGGGUCGACGACCUCUUCUCUUCUGGGGUGCCAUUGGCAUGUGUGUCUCACAGUUCAUCGUUGCCAUGUGUGGUACAUUCUCCACAGGCCAGAACGCCGACGGAACCAUCUUCGUCAAGAACUUGGCUGGACAGAAAGCCGCUGUCUCUUUUGUCUGUAUCUACAUCUUCUUCUUCGCCUCUACAUGGGGUCCCCUGGCUUGGGUCGUCACUGGCGAGAUCUUCCCUCUCAAGACCCGUGCCAAGUCUCUCAGUAUGACCACUGCUACUAACUGGCUCUUCAACUGGGCUAUUGCCUACUCUACUCCCUACCUCGUCGACUACGGCUCCGGAAAGGCCAACCUCCAGUCCAAGAUCUUCUUCAUCUGGUUCGGCUGCUGUUUCCUGUGCAUUGCCUUUGUCUACUUCUUCAUCUACGAAACCAAGGGACUCUCUCUUGAGGAGGUCGACCAGCUCUAUGAUGAAGUCAGUGUUGCUAGCAAGUCCACUAAGUGGCGGCCCACUGAGUCCUGGGAGCACCGACAGAGUGUCUCUGGCCCUGGAGGCAAGAUGUUUGGUGGUAAUGAUCACCAGGGAGAGGUUUCCCACAACGAGAAGAACGAGGCCUAA
Molecule: messenger RNA, 1623 nt
Organism: Fusarium coffeatum
Lineage: Eukaryota; Fungi; Ascomycota; Sordariomycetes; Hypocreales; Nectriaceae
Exons: 5
Coding region: 1-1623 (540 amino acids)
Biological process (GO): carbohydrate transport; transmembrane transport
Cellular component (GO): membrane
Molecular function (GO): carbohydrate:proton symporter activity
Source: RefSeq, a predicted model, not a curated record